UUGCAGGUGUAGGCUCUUUGAAGACCCGAAAAAAAUCCACUUUCCAGAUGGCUUUCUAUAACAAGGUCGGCAGCCUUUUGAGGCAAGGCGUUUCUCAGAAUGGACAAGUGCCAAUGGCAUCUAUGUUUAAUUCUGCUCGUUACAUGUCCUCCAAGCUUUUCGUUGGAGGUCUUUCAUUCAGCACUGAUGACUCUUCUCUCAAAGAUGCAUUUUCCGGCUUUGGUGAUGUGACUGAUGCAAAGGUCAUCACAGAUAGGGAUACUGGGAGGUCAAGGGGAUUUGGAUUUGUCAACUUUGCUGAUGAAUCAGCUGCCAAUUCAGCUGUCACUGCUAUGGAUGGCCAGGAGUUGAACGGGCGGAACAUUCGUGUGAGUGUCGCUAAUGAACGUCCUCCUCGAUCUGGUUUUGGUGGUGGUUAUGGUGGGGGUAGUGGUGGUGGUUACCGUGGGGGUGACGGUGGCUAUUAAACAGUUGAAACAAGUGCUGUCGAUUAGGCUUUUUAUAUAUUCUUCUUUAGAUUUGAAGUUGUUUUGACGGAUUUUAUUAGUCAAGUUCUGUUGGUCAUAUAUCUUGCUAUGUAACGCCGCAGAGAGUGACUGAAGGAUUCCCCAUAUGCAUGUUAUUCCAAAAUUAGUGUUUAUGGUUGGCUACUCGUUAGAAAUGGGUUUUCUUCUCGAGAUCGUAUCCCUACAAAUGCCAAUGUUGAUCCGAGUUCCCACCUUUGUCCUCAAACCGCUAUUAAUGCAUUGUUCAUUUGCAAA
Molecule: messenger RNA, 761 nt
Organism: Argentina anserina (silverweed cinquefoil)
Lineage: Eukaryota; Viridiplantae; Streptophyta; Magnoliopsida; Rosales; Rosaceae
Product: glycine-rich RNA-binding protein 2, mitochondrial-like
Exons: 4
Coding region: 48-467 (139 amino acids)
Cellular component (GO): mitochondrion
Molecular function (GO): RNA binding
Source: RefSeq, a predicted model, not a curated record